AUGGCCAAUUGGAUUUGGACCCAACGCAAAACGGCCUAACGUCUCCUUCCAUGACCUAAAAAACGUGCCUUUUAUAGCCGGCCGGUAUCACAGCCUUCUUCAGUUGCAGACGGACAGAGACUGCGCCAUCUAGCAGUGACCCGCCACAUAUGGCGGCCACCUCACCACUCAAAUCCCCACUCUACAUUAACACCGCCAGAGCUCCAAACCUUCCUUCCCUUCUCCCGGUAAAUCCAUCUCAAGCCAAAAUUUUGACCAACCGUGGCAUUACUAUUAGGUGCGACAAUCUUCCUCAGAAUUUGAGCGUUGGGUUUCCCUCUGGCACCGAUCGCAUUCCUUCUAUUCAAAGCUCCUCUCUUUCUCUUUCCUCUUCUGUUUCAAUGGCCGCCACUUCUGUCUCCGAUUCAGCCUCCAAAAAUGUGAAAAGGGUAUGCCUUUUUUACUGCGACGAGACUAGGGCGUUGGCCCAGCGAAUCGCCGCCGAGUCUGACGUCAUUGAGCUCUGCUCCAUCACUUGGAGGACCUUUGAGGAUGGAUUUCCCAACUUGUUUAUACCCAAUGCGCAAGCGAUUCGCGGGCAGCACGUAGCUUUCCUGGCCUCUUUUAGUUCUCCGAAAGUGAUUUUCGAGCAGCUUUCCAUAAUAUAUGCAUUGCCCAAAUUGUUCAUUUCUUCUUUCACUCUCGUCCUUCCAUUUUUCCCUACUGGCACCUCUGAGCGUAUGGAGGAUGAAGGAGAUGUAGCCACGGCUUUUACUCUCGCAAGGAUCUUGUCUAACAUACCCACUUCAAGGGGAGGUCCUACUAGCUUAGUGACUUUCGAUAUCCACGCCUUGCAGGAGAGGUUCUACUUUGGUGAUAAUAUUCUACCCUGCUUUGAGAGUGGGAUACCUUUGCUCAAAAAUCGGCUUCAGCAGCUUCCUGAUUCUGAUAAUAUAGCUAUAGCUUUUCCUGAUGAUGGGGCAUGGAAACGAUUUCACAAGCAGCUGCAGCAUUUCCCCACGAUUGUUUGUGCUAAAGUUCGGGAAGGAAGCCAACGAAUUGUUCGUAUUAAGGAGGGGGACCCUCAAGGAAGACAUGUUGUGAUUGUUGAUGAUUUAGUUCAGUCAGGUGGCACUCUUGUUGAAUGCCAGAAAGUAUUGGCCAAGCACGGAGCUGCAAGAAUAAGUGCCUAUGUAACACAUGGGAUUUUUCCUAAUAGGUCAUGGGAACGCUUUGAAUUUGAUAAUGGAGGUCAUCCUGGGAAAGGGCUGACCUACUUCUGGAUUACAGAUUCUUGCCCAUUGACAGUGAAAGAGGUGAUAAACAAACCACCAUUUGAGGUUCUUAGCCUUGCCAGUUCGAUAGCAGCUGCACUACAGAUUUAAUAGCUUCUGAUCAUUUUGACAUAAUUGACGUGCGGUGGAAAUUGUUGAUAAUCGAGAGUUUAUUUAUUUAUUUAUCCUUUCUUCCUUUCUUUUCUGCAUAAUGUUUAGUCUUUUAAUCUUAAUGUUUAGACUGUUAUUGUAUGUUUAAGUGAUGUUGAGUAUGCAUCUAUAAGAAUUAUGACAUUGGAACUC
Hevea brasiliensis (rubber tree) is the source of this 1556-nucleotide messenger RNA. Its product is annotated as ribose-phosphate pyrophosphokinase 4. The coding region runs from base 150 to 1364 and encodes 404 amino acids. Gene Ontology annotation, cellular component: cytoplasm; ribose phosphate diphosphokinase complex. Gene Ontology annotation, molecular function: ribose phosphate diphosphokinase activity; magnesium ion binding. The transcript is spliced from 7 exons. NCBI's taxonomy places the organism in Eukaryota, Viridiplantae, Streptophyta, Magnoliopsida, Malpighiales, Euphorbiaceae. Gene Ontology annotation, biological process: 5-phosphoribose 1-diphosphate biosynthetic process; purine nucleotide biosynthetic process. The record is from RefSeq and is a predicted model, not a curated record.